GGUUACGCUGCAGAGUACAAAGGCUUCAUGGAAGAGAUGAUAACAAAAGGUUACGCCGAGAAGGUACCACAAGAACAGCUCCUCAGAGAGAAAGGCAAGGUAUGGUACAUACCACACCAUGGCGUUCACCAUAAGCGCAAAGGAACGAUACGAGUAGUGUUUGACUGUUCAUCAUACUAUAAAGGUACAUCUCUUAACAGUGAACUCCUUCAAGGCCCUGACCUGGCAAACACGCUUAUAGGAGUCUUGCUAAGAUUUCGGCAAGAGCACAUUGCCAUGAUGGCAGACAUCGAAGGAAUGUUCCAUCAAGUACGUGUCCAUGAAGAUUACUUAGACUUCCUGCGAUUCCUAUGGUGGCCGGACGGUGAUACUAACAAAAGAUUGGAGGAGUACAGAAUGAAGGUUCAUCUUUUCGGUGCUAUAUCCUCUCCAAGUUGUGCAAACUUUGCACUGCGAAAGACUGCAGAAGACAACUGUGAGAGGUACAAUGAAGAGGUGAUUCAAACAGUCAAGUCCAACUUCUAUGUUGAUGACUGCCUCAAGUCAGUGGCCACAGAAGAACAAGCCAUAGCACUCACAAAAAACCUCAGGGUUGUGUGCUCUCAGGGUGGGUUCAAAUUGACCAAGUGGGUCAGCAACAGCCGCACUGUGCUGGCUUCUAUCCCUGAUGAACACAAAGCCAAGCAGAUAAAGGAAUUGGACCUGGACAGAGAAAAGCUGCCUGUUGAAAGAGCACUUGGAAUCCGAUGGAACAUUGAAAGAGAUGCAUUUACCUUCCGGGUCACUGUCAAGAACAGACCCCUUACAAGAAGAGGUAUUCUCUCAACUGUCAGCUCUAUUUAUGAUCCAUUAGGUUUCCUCGCCCCAUUUGUAUUAAAGGCAAAGCAAAUUCUUCAAGUGCUCUGCAAGCUAAAGUGUGGAUGGGACGAAGUCAUCCCUGAAGAACACUCUAUUUCAUGGCAGAGAUGGCUCUCAGAGCUGGACCAGCUCUCCAGAUUCCAGAUAGACAGGUGUAUGAAGCCUGAGAACUUUGGUCAAGUCAUGACGGCACAGCUGCAUCACUUCGGUGAUGCAAGUGAACAAGGUUAUGGCACGGCAAGCUACCUCAGGUUCACAAACGGUAUGGAAAAGGUUCACAUUGCAUUCAUUCUGGGGAAAUCAAGGGUGACUCCACUCAAGCAGAUGACAAUCCCCAGACUGGAACUUGCUGCAGCAACAUUGGCAGUGCGAGUGGACAGGAUGUUAAGGUUGGAGCUCCAGAUUGAACUUGAGGAGUCAACUUUUUGGACUGACAGCCAGUCUGUGCUAAAAUACAUCCGCAAUGAUACCAAACGAUUCCAUACCUUUGUGGCUAAUAGGGUUGCUAUGAUCCGUGACCUAUCGAAAGCAAAACAGUGGAGGUAUUUGAACUCCAAACACAACCCAGCCGAUGAUGCCUCAAGAGGAUUACAUGUUGAAAUGUUCCUGAACUCAAAGAGAUGGCGCAAUGGACCAGAAUUCCUGGAGAAACCAGAAACUCAAUGGCCGAAAGUCCCCGAGGAGCUUAACUCCAUCCCUCCGGAUGAUCCAGAGGUGAGGGAAGACGUAAUCGUAAACAGUACAAGUGUGGAAGAAAAGAGUCCAACCAGCAAACUGAUUGAGUACUAUUCAACAUGGAACAGCUUGAAGAAAGCAGUUGCCUGGAUGCUGAAACUGAAGAAACGUCUUCUACAGUUAAGCCAGAAAAGGAAAAUUCUCUCUCAAACUGAUCCAGAUCAGAGUCUGACAAACUCACUGAAGGAACAAAUUGACAAGUUCAAACUGACGUUUGGAAAAGAAAGUCUGUCUGUGGAUGACCUAGAUGAAGCAGAAAAGGUCAUCAUCCGAUUUGAACAACGACAGCACUUUAAACAAGAAAUUGCACUAGUUGUGAAAGCAAAACAAUGUGCCAAGAGAAGUGGCUCAAUCUGUAAGCUUGAUCCAAUUGUUGACAAUGGCAUUCUGAGAGUAGGAGGAAGGUUAAGCAAAGCUGCUAUGCCUACGGAACUAAAGAAUCCUAUGAUCCUUCCAAAAGACUCCUACAUCUCUAGACUGAUCUUACUCCAUAUCCAUGAGCAGGUUGGCCACUCUGGGAGAGGUCACAUGCUUUCUAGACUUCGCCAGCGAUAUUGGAUACCCUGUGCCAACUCUUUAGCAAGGAAGAUCCUUAAGAGCUGUGUCUUUUGCAGGCGGAUGCAAGCUAGAGCUGGAGAACAGAAGAUGGCCGACCUUCCACAAGAUCGGGUGUCACCUGAUUUGCCGCCUUUCACCUAUGUGGGCAUAGAUUACUUCGGCCCCAUAGAGGUGAAGCGAGGCCGCGUUCAUGUGAAGCGGUAUGGUGUGAUCUUUACUUGCCUUGUGAGUCGAGCUGUCCAUCUAGAAGUUGCUAGUUAUCUGGAUACUGAUUCCUGCAUCAAUGCCCUGCGCAGGUUCAUCUGUCGAAGGGGCCCAGUAACAAGUAUCAGAACAGACAAUGGCACCAACUUUGUUGGAACACACAGAGAGCUAGGGGAAGCUAUGAAAGAGCUGGAUCACAGCAAGAUUCAAAAUGAAUUACUGAAGGAAGGAGUGACAUGGUCAUUCAACCCUCCCUCUGGAGCCCACCAUGGGGGAGUCCUUGCUAGAUGCGGGAGCGGUAUAGUUUUUUGA
Messenger RNA from Oncorhynchus masou masou (cherry salmon), 2667 nucleotides. RefSeq lists its product as uncharacterized. Gene Ontology annotation, molecular function: nucleic acid binding. The transcript has a single exon. NCBI's taxonomy places the organism in Eukaryota, Metazoa, Chordata, Actinopteri, Salmoniformes, Salmonidae. The record is from RefSeq and is a predicted model, not a curated record. The coding region runs from base 28 to 2667 and encodes 879 amino acids.